CACUAAUAAUCAGCGUUGGCCACGUCCCUGUCUGUCCCUCCCUCUCUCUCUCUCUCUCUAAUUUCCAUUGUUCCUGAGAUUUUCUCUCCAUUAGAACCAUCUCAUCUCUGAAAGGACAUCCGAUCCUCGGUGCCAUUCCCUUCGCCCUGCAUGGCUGCGGCAGGUCGGCCACUGCCCAAGUUCGGGGAGUGGGAUGUGAACAACCCGGCGUCCGCCGAGGGAUUCACCGUCAUCUUCAACAAGGCGAGAGACGAGAAAAAGACCAGCGGAACUGCAGCGAACAUGGUGUCCCCUCGAAGGAACGUGUCCCCUCAAAGAAACAACUCGACUUACAACAAGAACGAGAAGAGGCAGCAGAGUUCUAAGAGAAAAUGGCUCUGCUGCGGCUGACUUCGACUGCUGCUCUUGAGGCUCAAAAUAUGCAACUGGCAUUAACAUCGUGACACAGAACUACAUACUCUUGUCCCAGAGGCAACGAAUGGCUGUAACCCUGGUGCUUACCUUUACCUUUUCAAAUAAAGAGAUUAUGUUGUAAUUUGCUUAUCAUCGGCUUCGUCGCAUUCUUGAUGCAUAUGAAUCCUGUCGCAAGAUCUACAUACAAUUAAAUACAUAAGCUCUUCUUCAAGUUCA
Messenger RNA from Syzygium oleosum, 630 nucleotides. Its product is annotated as protein NOI4-like. The transcript is spliced from 3 exons. The record is from RefSeq and is a predicted model, not a curated record. The coding region runs from base 151 to 390 and encodes 79 amino acids. Lineage: Eukaryota; Viridiplantae; Streptophyta; Magnoliopsida; Myrtales; Myrtaceae.